AUUCCCCACCCCAGCAUUUUGUCAUCCCUUUGACCAGCCACCGGUCAAAGCCACAAAAAAUUUCGGAGCCGCAGCAUAUGGACCGAUAAACAAAACUAUCGCCAAGCGCUUUUGACAGUUGAUUUUUGCCUCCUCCCUCCCCCUAUAUUUCACAUGCUCCUCUUCUUUUGGACCAUUUUCUUCUCCCUCUUUUUCUCUCCAUAUCAUAAAACCAGCCGAUUUGAUUUUGUUUUAAUUCAUUCGAUUUUAUUUUUAAGAAACCCUAACAGCCACCUCCUUGUUCGUUAUCAGAAGAAAAAUAUAUAUAUAUCUUUUCAGGCCAUUGUUAGGGUUUCAUUCGUCUUCAAUUCUUCCAAAUACUUAUUAAUCUCCCACCAUUUGAUCAACAUAAUGGAUACUGCUCGUUCCGAAACAGGAUAUUUUGCUCAAACCGAAAUCAAUUGGGACAAGCUUGAUAAAACUAAGUUUUAUGUCACCGGAGCCGGGAUAUUCACCGGGCUUACGGUUGGAUUGUACCCUAUAUCCGUCGUAAAGACUCGUAUGCAGGUUACAACGAAAGAUUCUGUGGAGAAGAGUGCGUAUGCGGUUAUUAGAGGGUUAUUGAAAGCAGAAGGUAUCCCAGGGUUGUACCGAGGGUUUGGGACGGUCAUCACAGGGGCGAUUCCUGCACGAGUUAUAUUUAUGACGGCGUUGGAGACUACGAAAGUGGCGGCUUUUAAUAUUGUUGAACCGUUUAAGCUUUCUGAGCCUACGAAAGCUGCUAUUGCUAAUGGGAUUGCUGGAAUGGCUGCCUCGCUUUGCUCUCAAGGUGUCUUUGUUCCGAUUGAUGUGAUUAGUCAAAGGUUGAUGGUUCAAGGAUAUUCGGGCCACGCUAGCUAUAAUGGUGGCCUGGAUGUUGCCCGUAAAGUGCUGAAACAAGAUGGUAUCAGAGGGCUUUACAGAGGAUUUGGUCUGUCUGUCAUGACGUAUUCACCUUCUAGUGCCGUUUGGUGGGCCAGCUAUGGUUCCAGUCAACGCGUUAUAUGGAGUAUGUUAGGUCAUGGAAAUGACGGCGAUGGAUCUAUUCCUAGCCAGGGGACAAUAGUUAUGGUUCAAGGUGCUGGAGGAAUAUCUGCUGCGGCUGCAGCAUCCUUAAUUACAACUCCACUUGACACUAUAAAGACCCGACUACAGGUAAUGGAACAUGACAAGCGACCCUCUGCACGCCAAGUUAUCAAAACAUUGAUUGCAGAAGAUGGCUGGAAAGGUUUUUAUAAAGGAAUCGGUCCGAGGUUUUUUAGCAUGUCAGCAUGGGGAACAUCCAUGAUACUCGCAUAUGAAUAUCUGAAACGGAUCUGCGCUCAAGAUUUGUAGAUUAUUCUUCACCAACAACCUGCUUCCGUAGACGGUGUUUGUUCAAUUACUAUUCGAUACUUUUGUGGUUCUUAUUUGUCAAGAUGCAUUUAUACAGAUACAGAAAUAGUGUCAGAUGGCACGAGGCUCUCUCGGUUUACAUGACGAGUAGAAACUAGAUCACAUAAAAUCAAAUGUAUGAUUCGUACAUUUCAUUCUUUUAACCAUUUUUGACUUGCUAGAAUUGAAUUCAUUCAAGGCUGUAUUUUUGUAAUCUCACUUUGGAACAUCAAUAUUAAUAGAUGUUUCUUGAUUUUUUUAGACA
Helianthus annuus (common sunflower) is the source of this 1657-nucleotide messenger RNA. Its product is annotated as solute carrier family 25 member 44. The record is from RefSeq and is a predicted model, not a curated record. Lineage: Eukaryota; Viridiplantae; Streptophyta; Magnoliopsida; Asterales; Asteraceae. Gene Ontology annotation, biological process: transmembrane transport. The transcript is spliced from 6 exons. The coding region runs from base 154 to 1353 and encodes 399 amino acids.